Molecule: messenger RNA, 4354 nt
Organism: Lampris incognitus (smalleye Pacific opah)
Lineage: Eukaryota; Metazoa; Chordata; Actinopteri; Lampriformes; Lampridae
Gene: tmem115
Product: transmembrane protein 115
Exons: 3
Coding region: 1068-2219 (383 amino acids)
Biological process (GO): retrograde vesicle-mediated transport, Golgi to endoplasmic reticulum
Cellular component (GO): membrane; Golgi apparatus
Source: RefSeq, a predicted model, not a curated record
GUUGCAGGCGGUGCGAGAGUUGCAGCGAGUGGACCUGCGAGGAGUGCUUUAGAAGAUGGCAUAAUUUUACCUUUUGUGAUCGGUUAUUUCAAGCGAAAGGAAUAGUAAAUCAAACAGUUGGACCGAAGGCAUAAUGACGAUACUGCGAAGUCUACGCGAAUGAACGACAUUUCCGACACAUCGUUAACAUUGUUUUGUUGUUUUGAAGGGCCUGUUGCUAGCUCCGGGAAAUCCUCGCGCUGGCCCGCUGGACUACGGGCCGAGAGAGCUCACAGAUUCAGAGACGGGUGUCGCUUGUUGGUAUCUAUUAUAGGAUUGUAAUGGUGAACUCUGCAUGGUUUUUCCCUUCAGCAAACCAGAGACGAAACCUUUUUAAUCCUUAAAUGGCGGACACUGAAACGCAGAACUGUCAAGAGGCUUGAAGCCAGCUAACGUCAGCUAGUUUAUGUUUACAAGCUAGCCCACUCAACCUCAGUUGAAGAAAUUGGGUUGCGAAGAACUGCUUGGUUCAGGAUUAGCCUCUUUGCUCGUAACCUUUAGCCUGCUAGCCAUUGUUGAUCCAUAUAUUAACUUAAUCUCGCCCGUGGCGCCUUUGUUUCCAUCGGGUGAAGGUCGCAAGUUUAAUCAAAUGGUCUUCCAGUUAAGGUUAUCUCUAACCGAGGGUUAUCGGCUGCUGCCUAGUUUGACACCUUGUGAAGUUGGAUUAUCAGAUUCAAGCUAGAAGUUUGUGUAUCCUGUGUCGUUGCUUUGGGGUGUUACAAAACAGUAAUGACCUCGAAAAGAUGUGAUAUAGCCCUUUGUUUUUCCGUGCGUUCCACUGAGGUAAUGACUGGAUCGGAAGUGCCAAAACCCGACUUAGCUUUUCAUUGUGAGUUGGUUAAAAACAGCGUCAGAGUGUAUUGAAUGAAGUACUCUGAAAGAAAUCCUAUUUUGAUUUUGUCUGGAGUGAGAGGUUUUUGCUGGCCUGUGUGGUGUUGAUCAGGCUUCAACAUUUUUUCCUCUACCAAACGAGGAAACACGGACAAACUGCCACUGGUUGGGGGAGAUCCUCCAAAAAUCAAACUACAAUGAAUCGGUACCUGCCUGUGGCACGACAGCACUUCCUGGGUGCCCUAGCAAGCACCAGCGUGGUGGUAAAAUCCAUAAGUGCUGUGGUGCUACUCCUUUACUUACUUUCAUGGGCUGUUGACACCCCGUAUGCCCUUGGAGUAACCCCAGGCUACCUUUUCCCCCCCAAUUUCUGGGUGUGGACUCUGGUGACUCAUGGGGUGGUGGAGCAACAUGUCUGGGGUGUUGCAGCAAAUGUCGGGACUGUCAUGGCUUGCGGGCGCCUGCUGGAGCCAUUGUGGGGUGCUUUGGAACUUCUUAUUUUCUUCGCCGUGGUCAACAUCUCUGCAGGCCUCCUGGCCGGCCUCUCCUACCUCCUCACCUAUGUUGCAACCUUUGACCUGGACUUCCUGUUUGCUGUGCGUGUGCACGGAGCAGCCGGGUUCCUGGGAGGGGUUCUGGUUGCACUGAAGCAGACCAUGGGGGAUACCACAGUGCUCCGAGUGCCACAGGUGCGACUAAAAGCUGCGCCAGCAUUGGUACUCCUCCUCCUGGCCUUGCUCCGCCUCUCGGGGCUGCUCGAGAGCGCCGCCCCCCUAGCCGCCUAUAGCUAUGGCGCCCUGUCCGGCUGGGUCUACCUGCGCUUCUACCAGCGGCACAGCAGGGGGCAUGGGGACAUGUCGGAUCACUUCGCUUUCGCCAGCUUCUUCCCUGAGGCCCUGCAGCCAGCCGUGGGCCUUCUGGCAGGGCUGGUGCAUGCUGGCCUAGUGAAGAUGAAGGUGUGCCGGAAGAUGGUGAAGAGGUAUGAUGUCGGGGCGCCAUCAUCCAUCACCAUCAGCCUGCCCGGGACAGAUCCACAGGACGCAGAGAGGAGGAGACAACUUGCACUGAAAGCGCUGAAUGAGCGUUUGAAACGUGUGGAAGACCAGUCGGCCUGGCCCAGCAUGGAUGACGAGGAAGAUGAAGAAGAAGACGAGGUGCGGACCGACACACAGCCCCUCCUCCCUUCCUCCUCUGCACCGAAGCCAGUGGGUGGGGCCAUGGGUACCUCCCUGUCCUCCACCUCCUCAUCCUCCUCAACAUCACAGACUGGCGGGGUGCAGUCUGUCAGUGGGGUGCAGCACCCUGAGUCAAGCAUCAUCAGCUUCGAGGACGCAGCGUUGAGAUCGUAACAAAGAAAUGUACAUAUUCAAAUUCAUUCACGCAUCAUUCAGCAUCGCUGGAGAGUAUUCUAGUGCAUUCAGUGUCAUUGGCUAGUAUACUAAUGUAUCCAGUGACAGGAAGUUCCCCCUUGCUAUCACCUAUUGUGACACACACACAACCAACCACAAACAACAUCUUCGACCAGCUCGUACACAAAUGCGUUUGCCCACACAAUCACCAACACGCUUACGCCCUUUUUUCCGGUUUUCAAUGUUGCAGCCAUUGGGAUGGAGACUGUAUUUAUCUCUAAUGGGGUCCAAGAUACAGUUUCAGUUUAUGAUAAAUCAGUUCUGUAGUUCAGAGUAGUUGGAUAUCACAGACACAUCAACCAUCUUCCUUUCUCCCUUUUUUUGACUGAAAGGCAACCAGAGGUAAUUUUACUCUGGACCAGUGCUGUCCAAUGCUUCAUUACGGCAUAUUUUUUUUUUGUAAAUCGUUUGCGCCAGCCAUACACCUCUUCAGAUAGUCUGCUAAACGAGGGACAACUCUUAAUGCCAGAGACCCAUGAUGAGUUCCUAGGUGUUGGUGUUUCAGAAACUCAUGGUGUGAGAGGCUAACUCCCGAUGCUUCAGUUGGGCUAGCACUGAAGCACAGAGUGGAGAACGGGCAGGGUAAUGAAAUUAUUUCUCCAUUGAAUGGUUCUGUGUACGAAAUGCAGAGAUAAAAUGGAUCAAGAACACAAAACACCCAUACAGAACCUGCUGCUGGGCACAAUGACAGCAUCCGGCAAAGGUCUGUGCUGCUGCUUCCUAGAUCUAUUAGAUGAUGCGGUUUGAAGAGCUGAUGGGCGGAAAGGAUAUUUGGACUGGACUACAGUGGACAGCUGCCUGUUCUUUUGUUGCCUUCUGGGACAAUUGUCUGGGCAGGCAGAUAAGCUGUCUAUGUUCCUAGUGAUUUUUUUCCCCUUUUCUGUUAUUAAUUGGUGGCGAAGAAUGUUGACAAGAGCAGGACAUUAUCUUUCUCUCUAAACGGGGGGGGGAGAACGGCAGCGCAUGGCUUAUUUAAUCCUCCUGUUGUUAGUAGCUUAUAGUCACAGUGUGCAAACGUGUCCAUGAGGACAUGAUAAAAGUUUUCCACAAACAGAUUUGUGGAUGAUGAUGAUGGCAGUGGUGAUGAUGCAUUUUCCUGUUGCUGUUUUAUGAGUGGUAAGCUUUUUCCUCUGAGGUCUUUUUUUUUCUUUCAUUUUUUCGUUCUUUCCAGAGUCAGUGUUUGAGAUAAGCACCAACACUGUUACUGCGGCCUCAUCCUGCUGUCUUCUCCCCAUCAUGUACCCUUGUUCACGUCAUUCUGAAGGGAAAUGGAAUAACCUGAUCAGUGGCGAUGCUCAACAGAUGCAGUUGUACAUAUUUGAAUGAAGGACGGAGAAGGUCCAUCAUAUCCACAGUUGUCCUAAACAUUAUUCCUGUCCCAGAGGCUUUAUGGGACUGAAAGUACAAGCUUCAUAGAGGCAUGAACAGGUGAACACUUUAUGGAGAAAGGUGCAGAUUGGCCAUAUUGAGCACACACAGACUCUGUGCGGGUAUUUUUAAGAAUAAAAUAUAACACUUUCAAAUGAUAAGCUGAAUUAAUUGUCCAGAUGUAUAGGUCUGGUGUUGUUAAGGUGUCCUGCUCAGAAUCGGUGUAUCACAUGCAGGAAAGUGAACAUCGGCAACUUGAUUGACUGAUUGAUCGGCAGUGUCUGCUUGGGCUUGAUUUCUCAGCAACAUCCUUAACGCUUUGCACAUCUGAUUCAGUUGAUUUUUUUUUAGGUGGAUAGGGAACAAGUUUGACAUUGUCUUAGAAUCUUCACACAAUCUGAUAUGCCCUGCUUCUACACCUAUCAAACGGUAUCCUCAUUUCUUCUUGUUUUUUUAUUGUGUGUGUGUGUGUGUGUGUGUGUGUGUGUGUGUUUAUGAGGGGUUUUUUUCUGUUUUUGUGAACACAUUGGGGAGUGGACUAAUGGUUAUUUGGCAACUGGAGACACCUACCAUGUUUCUAAUUAAAUGGUGAAGAUGACUGUGACUCAAGUCUCAAUAUUUACAUUUUGAAAAACUGACAUGCACCUUUUGUCACUUGUAAUUAAUAAAUAUAAUGAUUUUAACUUUAAAGGGUCAUGUGCCAUUUU